This is a messenger RNA of Zingiber officinale, 530 nucleotides long. RefSeq names its product NRR repressor homolog 1-like. The record is from RefSeq and is a predicted model, not a curated record. Bases 83 to 418 code for a protein of 111 amino acids. The transcript has a single exon. Lineage: Eukaryota; Viridiplantae; Streptophyta; Magnoliopsida; Zingiberales; Zingiberaceae. Gene Ontology annotation, biological process: regulation of systemic acquired resistance.
GCUCUAUUUAAUUAGUACGUUUCAGGGUUUCAUUGUAUCGCAUUCAUUCUUUCAUUCAUUCAGUCACUUUCUUGAUCAGCAAAUGGAGAAAGAAAGCAGCAAGAGCGCAAGAAGAAAGAGAGCAGCCGAGGAAGAUGAGGAUUCAGAUAUGGAAAAGUUCUACGCUUUGCUGGAGAACAUCAAAGCUAUGAGAGACUCGUUGAGGAAGAGUAACAGCCGUAGUAAGAGGAUGGAACAGAAGGCAUCGCCGCCGGUGUGGAAGCCUAAGUUUGAGCUGGAAGACUUUGCAGAGGAGAGCGGCGGAGGCGGCGUUGGGAGACACAGGAGCAGGCGAGAAGAAGAAGAAGGGAAAGAGGAAGAAGAGGAGGAAGCAGGAGAACAGAAGAUCAUGAGCUUGGAUCUCAACUUUUCUCUCUAAUUAUAUUAAAGGUGAGAAACUGGAAUAUGGUUUGAGUGUGACGAAUUUGGAGAUGAAAUCUAAGAAAAUCAUUGGAUCUGAAAUGCCAUGAAACGUUUUUUUUUUCCUUAAA